UAACGAAGAUAUUUAGUUCUACUCAGACUAAAUCAGAGAACGGAACAGUUAACAUGGCUUCAAGUAUUCAGUAUCAGAAAGGAGAGAGGCCGGAGCUGGCAAAACAUGACAGUUCGGUCCUGGACCUGGCGUUUGCUAUGGACUGCACAGGUAGCAUGUCCUCUUACAUAAACAGUGCUAGAGACAACAUUAGGACAAUAGUGGAAGAGAUCGUAGCAGGCGAGAAGAGCGAUGUUCGUCUGGCCCUGGUGGAAUACCGAGAUCACCCUCCACAAGACUCCACAUUCGUCACAAGAGUCCAUGAUUUCACCCCAUCAGUGUCCACAAUGAAGAAAUGGCUGGACGCUUGCAGCGCUCAAGGCGGCGGUGAUACUCCGGAAGCGGUGGCAGACGCUUUGCAUGACGUACUCAAACUCAGUUGGCGGGAAAAUGCCACAAAGAUAUGUGUACUUAUAUCUGAUGCCCCGCCCCAUGGUUUGAAUCCAAGUGGGGACCACUUUCCAGAAGGAUGCCCAGCAGGGCUGGAUCCUAUGGUAACAGUGAGGGAACUUGCAGAAAAAGGUGUUACUCUGUACUCAGUGGGUUGUGAGCCAGCUAUUAAUCAAUAUAGAGAUUUCUUCAUGGCGUUGGUCUACAUUACAGGCGGUCAAUACGUUCCUCUAGCGGGAAGCAAAAUGCUUUCACAGGUUAUCAUUGGUGGUGCGAAAGAAGAGAUGUCCCUCGAAAAGUGGAUGGAAGAAGUGAAUGAGGAGGUGAAGAGAGAAAUGGAGGCUGGUAGAGAGAUUAACGACGAAGAGAUGUCUCGGGUGGUACACGCAAAACUGGCGUCAAAGGGAGCUGUUUCUCAUAAAUUAAUGCAAAAUAAAGCAUCAUUAAGACACGACAGCGAAAAUGUUAGAAAAUACUCAGAAAUCACCAAUAUGGCAGACAUACGCAAAAACUAUACACUGGCUGCACAUGCGCCGUCAAUGGCUCGAAGCGAAGAUGUAUACGAAUGUGAAGAAAGUGGACAUUCCAUGUCACAAGCGAUGAGAAUGGUAAAAAAAUCGAAAGCCCGGAUGAUGAAAAAAUUCUGAAGGAACAUCGAUCCCAUUAAACUUUGUAUACACAUGUAUCUUUGUUAGAAAUUGAGCUGAUAUUAUUUACACAUGACGAUUAAACUACAAUAAUUCAUGUACAUUGUAUAUAUAUAUGCAAGUUGUAACCUUGGCUCCUGCACUUUAUAUUAAUGUUGUAUGCAUUCAUGUUUUUUUUAAAUAAGUACAUGCAUUUAUAUUUUGUUUUGUAAUGCACUUUUGCAUUUAUUUUUUAUAAAUAAAUUUAUUUUGAAAUCUGUAUUGAUGUAUAUUCAUGUGUUCGUGAAAGAAUUUAAUUGUACAUUAUGACGUAUUGUCAAUUAACAAUGUUUAUUUUCAUUCUUAUGUAGAUCUAUACGAUAUAUCCCGGUGAGCUGAGAUUUUUACCACAGAGUUACAUCUUGUCUAUAUUUGGAUAAUUCACUUGAAAAAGACGUUAACAGUUAUCUAACAACAAAGCUUAAUAAUAAACGUAAUGUCAUUUUUCAUACUAAUUGUUAAGUCAUUAUUUACACACAGAUUUGACGACGAAUUUUCCGUCAUUUAAACUUAUUUACCGAUCAUGACAAGCUUAAGGAGCACACGGCGAAUAUGACCUGUCGGCAGAGGAUGCUCACUCCUCCAUGGCACCUGAUCCCACCUCUAAUGUUUUGGAGGUCUGUGUUUGCUCCGUUCCUAUUUUGUAUUGUUUUAUGGACUUUUGGGCUUGAAAUACUGUUUGUUAAUAUCUCCAAAUAUAUUUUAUGCACGUGUAUGUUAAAAAAAAGAAAAAUAUUUUACCUGUACCGAGAAUCUUUUUUGUCCAAACAAAAUGAAAUCCUCACUUUUCAUAACUUAAGAAACCAGUUGGCGUCGGGUCAGACAUUACAAUACUUGCAUUCAGAGCAUACUUGUAUAUUUCUUGCAUUAUCAAACAAUAUUAUGUGAUGUAAAUUCUGUUUUGUCAAUAAAACCAAGUUAAUCUUG
Messenger RNA from Saccostrea cuccullata (small rock oyster), 2042 nucleotides. RefSeq lists its product as uncharacterized. NCBI's taxonomy places the organism in Eukaryota, Metazoa, Mollusca, Bivalvia, Ostreida, Ostreidae. Gene Ontology annotation, molecular function: protein serine/threonine kinase activity. The coding region runs from base 54 to 1076 and encodes 340 amino acids. Gene Ontology annotation, cellular component: cytoplasm. The record is from RefSeq and is a predicted model, not a curated record. The transcript has 2 exons.